AUGAGCUCGCGACUCGUUGAUAUCAUCAAGACGGCUGCAAAGCCUCUCCCUGCCAUUGCAGAUGAAACAUUCGGAUCCUAUUUUGAUCAUCUUAAAAAUUACAAAGUUGUUUUGCUAGGUGAUGGAAGCCAUGGCACAUCAGAGUUCUACCAUGCUCGAGCAGAAAUUACAAAACACCUGAUUGAACACCAUGGAUUUGACACGGUAGCGCUGGAGGCAGACUGGCCAGAUGCAGAAGAGCUAGAUAGAUACGUGCGGCAGCGACCAGGCGUUAAGGGUAAAUUGGAGAAAGGAAAAGACGAGCCAUUUCAGCGAUUCCCGACGUGGAUGUGGAGGAAUAAAGAGAUGCAAGACCUCGUCCACUGGAUGAGAGACCAUAACGCCAACCUUCCCCCGCAGAGAAGAGCUGGAAUCUAUGGGCUUGAUCUUUACAGUAUGGGAAGGUCCAUUGACGCCGUAAUAAAGUACCUCGACACAGUUGACCCAACGAUGGCAAAACUGGCGCGCCAGAGAUAUGGUUGUUUGCAGCCGUGGGUGGAAGAUCCAACAGCCUAUGGGUUCGCGAACUUUACCAAUACAAAAAUGAAAAGUUGCGAAGAUCAAGUCAUCACAAUGCUGCGAGACUUGCUCCAGAAACGAUUAGAAUACGCUACCCAUAAGAACAAUGGCGAAGAGUUCCAUAGUACAGCGCAAAAUGCUUAUCUCGUGGCAGAUGCAGAAUCGUAUUAUCGAGCGAUGUAUUCUAGCAGGGCCGAUUCAUGGUCAUUGAGAGACUCACACAUGUUUGAGACGCUCCAGCGACUACUGAAACACAAGCCACCAUCCUCUAAGGCAAUAGUGUGGGCCCAUAAUAGCCAUAUUGGCGACGCAAGGUAUACUAGCAUGGGCAGGCAUCGUGAUGAGCUCAACAUCGGGCAGUUGUGCCGUGAGAACCUUGGGCGUGAGAACGUAGCAUUGAUCGGCUGCGGUACACACACAGGCACUGUGACUGCUGCGCACAAUUGGGAUGAAGAUGCAGAAGUUAUGAAGGUGCGGCCGUCUCGACCUGACAGCUGGGAAUAUCUGGCGCAUCAGACUGGCAUCCCGUCCUUCUAUCUCGAACUUAGGCAGGGACUAGUCGAUCCACAUGUGCGGCAGGAAAUUCACAAAGCAUCGCCACGACUAGAGCGCUUUAUCGGAGUGAUAUAUCGCCCAGCAACCGAACGAAUGUCCCAUUAUUCUGCGGCUGAUCUUGCCAAUCAGCUAGAUGGAUAUAUCUGGUUUGAUGAGUCCAAGGGUGUCAGGCCUCUGGAGAUGACGCAGCCUAGGACUCCUCUCGGAAUGGAUGAGACUUAUCCAUUUGGCUUGUGA
This is a messenger RNA of Coccidioides posadasii C735 delta SOWgp, 1350 nucleotides long. RefSeq lists its product as uncharacterized. Lineage: Eukaryota; Fungi; Ascomycota; Eurotiomycetes; Onygenales; Onygenaceae. Gene Ontology annotation, biological process: response to antibiotic. The record is from RefSeq and is a predicted model, not a curated record.